AUGGCUUUACAGGAGAAUCACUUCAAGUACAUAGACGUUGUUGUCUGCAACUUGUACCCGUUCCGUGCCACUAUCGCCAAUCCAAACUGUACCCUAGAGGAGGCAGUUGAGAAUAUCGACAUCGGAGGUGUGACAUUGCUGAGAGCAGCAGCGAAGAAUCACGCUCGAGUUUCUGUUCUCUGCGAUCCAAACGAUUACCAACGAAUCCUCAAACAGGUUGGUUUACCUUCAAUAUUCGAAAUUGUGUGA
Molecule: messenger RNA, 249 nt
Organism: Cooperia oncophora
Lineage: Eukaryota; Metazoa; Nematoda; Chromadorea; Rhabditida; Trichostrongylidae
Source: the annotation of a GenBank genome assembly